Molecule: messenger RNA, 2701 nt
Organism: Oenanthe melanoleuca
Lineage: Eukaryota; Metazoa; Chordata; Aves; Passeriformes; Muscicapidae
Exons: 7
Coding region: 1528-2130 (200 amino acids)
Source: RefSeq, a predicted model, not a curated record
CUUGUCCUUUGGCCCUUGGAGGUUCACUUGGUGCUUUCUCUCCUCAGGGUGGCUGUAACUAAGUUCUGCAGAGAGUGCCAGGCUCUGAGCUCCAGCUGUGUUUGGCUGAUCCUGCUGCAAGGCAUGUUUGAGAUGUCCGUGGUUCUGCUGCUGAGGGUAUAUUGCUUGCAGCUGGCUGGAUUGUCCCUGGAGCAGGACAACAGUGAGGGCCAGGUCAGAACCUUGGUGUUGCUGUUGAACUGAGCUUUGCUUCACUCAGCACAGGGAGCUGCCUUCUUUAUCAGUGCUGGGGUGUGUUUGUGUAACCCCUGCUGCUGGAGGGAGAUGUGGGAAAGGGGCUGUGGGUCAGGGUCCCACUGAGUCCCCAGGGUGUGCCCAGCCCUUGGAACAGCAGAGAGUUCACGUGUUCUGCUGCACCUCUGCUCCUUGGGCUUUGGGCCUUUCCUCAGCUCUCUGGGCACCAGGAGUGUGCAGGAGCAGAAUUCUCCUUUGGGCUGAGCCUGAUCUGAGUCUGAGGGGAUCAAGGGGAUCUGUGUUUGUUCCCUGGAGGAGCUGGCUUAUCCUGCAGGGAGCUGUGUCUGCUCGGGGACUGGCGGCUGCUUCUCCACGGGGGUGGGUCGGGAUAGAGCAGCUUAAAGGCCAAGCUGCAAAGCUGGCCUACUUCUGUGUUUUAAGUGACAGAGUUUAAGUACAGGGGAGUGGAAGAUCUAGGAAACAGCACAAAGUACAGGGCCUUGCUCCUCCUUAGUUCUGGAAUAAAGAAUUGUCAGCUGAUGGUUUUGAUUCCCUGGCCUCAGAAUGAAAACAUUCCUCCUGCUGUUGCUGCUCCAAGCAGGGAUGGCUGUGGAUGGAUUCCAGAGGCUGAAGUGUGCUGCACUUUGACCUCAAGGAAAACUCAGACGUUUUUGGGCAGAACAUUUUGGAGAGGCAGCAACGAGCUGCUGUUGCUCAGAGCCCGUGUGCUGGCAGGUUGUGUGGCAGGGUUGGCUCUGUGCCCCCUGUGGCACUCUGGGUGCUGCAGGGACCGUGGGGCAAUGCAGCCAUUCCUGCCUCGGGCUGUGUCUGUCCCCGAAGGAGGGGACAGCCUGUCCUGCCCAGCUCGGUGGCUGAUGGCAGCAGCCUUGAGGGGUACAUUGAUCAGGACAGAAAGAGAAAUGGCAAACACUUGAUGCAGUCAAAGGAUCCUGACUCCAGCAGUUGUGCCUAAAGCUUCCAUUUGACUUCUGAACACUUCUGUUUUAAUUCCUAAAGAGCCUGAGUGACUCAAGACCCCCGGAUGGCAUAGGGAGCUGCACCGACAUUACCUGCAUGCUAAUUAAAGUUAAAAGUAGUGGUUACAAAUACAUCCUGAAUCUUUUGCUUGUGAAAGAUGAAUCCACAGCAAAGAAAAGCAUAGAAGAGCUUAUGGACCCCAAAGGUGGAGCGAUAGGGAAACGCUAAUCUCGCAGAGCCUCAUCACCAAGAGGAUUAGGGAGGAGUUCAUCCGGUCACCGAGGGGCAGGAGCGGCCGCUGCAUGGCGGGGUGCCAUGGGCCGGCUGCGCGCUCCGCCCGAGCGCUGCUGGACGCGGCUCCUCCGCGCCGGGGGCUGCUGGCUGCUGUGGCUCUGCGGGACGGCGCUGCGGGGGCUGCGGGGGCUCUGGAGCCUGACGUGGGUCCUGCUGCUGUGCUACAAGAGCUGCUGGGAUGGCGCCUUCCAGGUCACCGAGGAGCUCGGCACAGCCCUGCAGCUUAGGCUAGGGAGGAGUGAGGAGGAGGAGGAAGCGGACUCAGAUUCUGCAUGGCAGCCUGGACAGACAGGGCAGCGGCGUGGCGAUGCCAGCGAGGCCGUGCUGGGGAGGCUGGAGGCUCUGGAGGCCGAUGUUCGCUUCCUCUGCACCGAGCUGGGGGCUGAGAAGCUGCUGUGGAGCAGCCGGUUCCUGGAGCUGCUGCGGGAGCAGCAAAGCCUGCGGCAAAGGCUGCAGGAGCUGCCCUGGCACUGGAAUGGUGGUGACAGCCCCGAGCUGCUGGGGGAGGCAGAGGAGCAAAGUGCCAGUGGGAGUGAGGGAGAGAGCCCAGAAGGACGCCAGUGGAUGGAGGCACCUCGGCAACCACGUGGCUCCAUCCAGCCUGAUGGCAGAAAAAGUAAGUGAAGGUGUGAGCAAGGCCUCAGCAGUUCAGGAAGGAUCCACACAUUCCUCCUGCCCAGGCCCUGCAGGACACAGGCAAGGCUGCUGCAGUGCCAGCUGUAUCCCUCCAUCCCAGCCCAAUCCAGCAGAACUGCACCGUUUGCCAGGAGCAGGAACCAGCUGGAGGCAGGUCAGGACAAGCCACUGGCCCUGGGUCUGCCCCAGGACACGUCACAGCCCUCCCUGCCAGGGCUGCCCCCGGGUUUCUGUGCCCCACAGGGGCUGGCUCUGAUGAAGCCCACAGAGGAGCAUCCUCCUGCUCUGCUGUUGUUGGGAUGCUCCAGGAACAAGGAGUCUGGUCAGCACUGGCUUCAUCACCUUGCACUGGGGCGACAGAUUGCAAAACUCACCCACUGACUUCCUGAUUGGCCACAUCCAUCCUCUCACGAGCUGCUCCUGCACAUGUCGCAACCCUGGGCAGCUCCUUGAGACAGUGGCCAAGGGCAAGCAGCUCCCCAGGCAUGGCUGACAGCCCCUGGCUGGCCAGAGGGGCUGGGGCUGGGAGCAGCAGCCCACAGGGAGCUGGGCUGAGGGG